AUGAUUUCUGGUAAUACCAAUAACAAUAAUAAUAAUAAUUCAAAUAGAAAUACAUUUACUGAUGUAGAUGACGAUGAAGAAUUAUCAAGUUUGAGGACAGUUUCUAGCACAAAUUCAAGCCUUAAUACAUCAAGUAGCAAUACGAGUGGAGGAAGUUUAAAAAGUGAAAAUUACUCUCAUCGACACAAUUCAUUGAAGAUUAACACUAAUCAACAACAACAACAAUCGGGUUUUGCUAGAACAUCAUCCUCACCAGGUUUAUCACAAUUAGGGAAAAUUAAAUCGGAACAAGAAAGAGGAUUAUCACCACAUCGUUCUAAUAGCUUUUCAGGAGGAGGAGAACAACGAAUUACUUUUGAUAGGAGAGGAAAUAUACAAAACGACCAUAUUGAUAUUGAAUCUAAGGACGGUUCUAAAUUCAGAUACAAAAUACAUAGGAAUAGCUUGACGGACAAGUUAUCAGGUCUAAACCAACUACUUCAAAAUUAUAAUAACAAUGGUAAUAGUGGCAUAAACUCUGAUUCAAAUUCUCCAACCACUCUAACAAGUGGAGAAGUAUUGUCACCAACAACAAUAACAGGAAGGAGACUAUCUACAAGCACUAAUAUGAACUCGUCUUCCCUUAGUAACUAUACUACUAACAACAACACCAAUAAUGGAGCAAGUUUGUUGACACAGAGCAUUAAAAACUCAUCAUCCAAUAAUGAACAAAGUUAUAAUAGUAAUCAAUCGACAGAAAAUGAUGAACUCGAUUCACCAAAUCUCUCAGAACAUGGCUCCCUCUCUUCAAGUCCUUCAGUUUCUGUGAAUGAAUUGCAGGAAAGAAUUUCAGUUUUAACAGCUGCCCUUUUAACAGCAAAUCAGAAAUUGGAAGAUUUUCAAAACAGCAUGGAAAAGUCCAUGUCUAAACAAUCCGAAUUGAAGAAUUAUUAUCAAAAUUUUGUGAAAAAUCUCACCAAACAACACAAUCAAAAAUUGGAGGAUUAUCAAUUGAGAAUUAAAGAGUUGGAAAACGAGAAGAAACAACUUCGCAAAGAGGUAGCAGAAUCGACAAAUGAUGUAUCAAUAAUAGAGUCAAUUGUGAUAGAAAAACCAGAAGCAAAAGAAUUUAGUCAGGUGUUUGUGCAAACUGAUGCUUGUCAGGUUGUAAAUUCAAAUCUCGAUUUACUGUCAUUCUCAAAGAAUGCUCUUGAAGUUUGUCGAUCCACUAAAAGUGAUUUGGAGUUGAUGAAAACUCAUGUUAUGAAUUUAAUCCCAAGUGACAUGCUUCAAAAGUUGUCAACAAUAAUCAUACGGAAAACAGCUGAAAAACUUGACAUUCCAACAGUGACAAACUUUUUCCAGAAAAAGAUUCAAUUCCAAGAGGAUAGAUUUGCUCAACUGAAUACUCUAUAUGUGCAUGAGCAACAAGUAAGAAAGUUAUUACAAAAUCAAUUAAUAGAAGAACGAGGAAAUCUCAGAGUGUGUUGUAGAAUUAGACCAAUGUGGGUUCUGGAAUCAGAAAAAAACAUGGCUCACAAUUCAUACCGUGUGAAAAGUUGUAUUUCUCAAGAAAAGACCACAGAUUCAGUGGUGGCAAUAUCUAGGAUGGGAAGAAAUAGAUCCUUCGAGUUGGAUCAAGUCUAUGGAAUGGAGAGCACCCAGGAUGGUAUCUUUUCCGAUAUAAGACCAUUAGUAAGCUCGGCUUUUGAUGGAUUCAAUACGUGUUUAAUGGUUUUUGGUGAAACAGGUUCAGGGAAAACAUUUACAAUGAAUGGUUCAUUGGUUGAGCCUGGAAUUGUACCAAGAUCUAUUACAGAGCUUUAUCGAAUAAUGGAAGUGAACCAAUGUUACUAUAAUGCUAAUUUAAGAUUGAGUAUUGCAGAAGUUUACAAUAAUGAAUUGAGAGACCUUAUCAAUCCAGAGAAAGAGUACAAAUCAUCAAACGAUUUGAACUAUGUAAAGGUAGAAAGUGAGGAACAAUUGAGGCAAAUAAUUAAGGACUGCAUUGUAAAGAGAACUGAAAGCAAGACUCUGAUGAAUUCAAAUAGUAGUCGAUCUCAUUGCAUUAUUUCGGUGGAAAUUGAAAAGCGAGUUAUACCGAAAAAGAAGGAGAAUGCAAGUCAACUCUUUGAAGAAUUAUUGGGAAUGAAAACCAAUAACCAACAAGACUUCUUUGAUGAACUUCUUUCACCUCAACAAGUGAACACUAAAUCUGUGUUGAGAUUUGUAGAUUUAGCAGGAAGUGAAAAUGUGGAAAUGAGUGGGGUAGCUGGAGAUCAAUUGACUGAAACUUCAUUCGUUAAUAAGAGUUUAUCAGCUCUUGAAGAUGUAAUAGUAGCCUUGGCAUCAAAACAAAAGCAUGUUCCAUUUAGAAAUUCUAGGUUAACUCAUGUUCUGAAAGACUCACUUUCUGGUGAUAGUAAGAUUUUGAUCAUUGUUACUGUAUCUCCUCAAGAACGAUUUGGUGCAGAAACAGUUCAUGCAUUGAGCUUCGCUGAAAGAGUAAAAUCAAUCAAGAAGAAGAAGGCAACUAGGCAAACCAUUAUGUAA
Messenger RNA from Naegleria gruberi, 2532 nucleotides. Its product is annotated as kinesin-14. Gene Ontology annotation, biological process: microtubule-based movement. The transcript has a single exon. Lineage: Eukaryota; Heterolobosea; Eutetramitea; Acrasida; Naegleriidae. Gene Ontology annotation, molecular function: microtubule motor activity; microtubule binding; ATP binding. Bases 1 to 2532 code for a protein of 843 amino acids. The record is from RefSeq and is a predicted model, not a curated record.